Solea solea (common sole) is the source of this 2596-nucleotide messenger RNA. It is a transcript of the gene postnb, whose product is annotated as periostin, osteoblast specific factor b. The coding region runs from base 51 to 2423 and encodes 790 amino acids. The transcript is spliced from 22 exons. Gene Ontology annotation, biological process: extracellular matrix organization; cell adhesion. Gene Ontology annotation, cellular component: extracellular matrix. The record is from RefSeq and is a predicted model, not a curated record. Gene Ontology annotation, molecular function: cell adhesion molecule binding. NCBI's taxonomy places the organism in Eukaryota, Metazoa, Chordata, Actinopteri, Pleuronectiformes, Soleidae.
GAGUCUGCACCAUUACUCUGGGUCUGGAGGAGCUAAGUGAGAAAUCAAGUAUGAAGCCCCUUUUUGUCGCUGCCUUUGCACUCUUUGUGCUCUCUACAUUUGACCAGGCUGAGUCCUCAGCUUAUGACAAAAUCGUCGCCCACAGUCGCAUUAGAGCAAGAAAAGAGGGACCCAAUGUCUGUGCACUCCAGCAGGUCAUGGGGACCAAGAAGAAGUACUUCAGCACUUGUCGUAAUUGGUACCAAGGGGCCAUCUGUGGAAAGAAAGCGACUGUGCUGUAUGAGUGCUGCCCCGGGUACAUGAUGCUGGACGGCAUGCGCGGUUGCCCUGCAGUGGCUCCAAUUGACCAUGUGUACAGCACCUUGGGCCUGGUAAAAGCCACAUCUACUCAGAAAUACGCUGAUGUUUCAAAGCUGAGGCCUGAGGUUGAGGGAUCUGGAUCUUUCACCUUCUUUGCUCCAAGUAAUGAGGCCUGGGACAAUUUGGAUGAGUCAAUAAAGAGUGCACUGGUCAGCAAUGUCAACAUUGAGCUGUACAACGCUCUGCAUUAUCACAUGGUCAACAAACGCCUCUUAACCAAAGAUUUAAAGAACGGAUUGAAAGUCACCUCCAUGUACAAUGACCUUAAUCUCCUUAUUAACCAUUAUUCCAAUGGGGUGGUGACUGUAAACUGCGCCAGGAUUAUCCACGGCAACCAGGUCGCCACCAACGGAGUCGUGCACGUCAUCGACCGCGUGAUCAGUGCCGUCGGAAACACCAUCCAGAAUGUUAUCGAGGUUGAUGAUGACCUGUCAAUUCUGGGUGAUGUGGCUAUGGCUGCUGGGAUGCUGGACAAGCUGGGCGAGCCAGGACAUUACACUCUCUUUGCCCCGACCAACAGUGCCUUUGAGAAGCUUGGCAUCGACGUGCUGGAGAGACUUCAGAGCAACGAGGUGGCGGUCAAAGCUCUUCUGAAUUUCCAUCUCCUGGACUCAGUCCAGUGCUCUGAGGCUAUAAUCGCUGGCAGCACUUACGAGACGCUGGAGGGCAGCAACAUUGUGAUUGGCUGUGACGGCGAAAGUUUAACUGUCGACGGCGUCAAGAUGGUGCUCAAGAAGGACAUUGUCACCAGCAACGGUGUCAUCCACCUUAUCGACCAAGUGCUCAUGCCAGACUCAGCUAAACAGGUGAUGGAGCUGGUGGGAAGCUCCCAGUCGACUUUUGGCGACAUGGUGUCCGAGCUGGGUCUUUCUGCUGCCAUGAGACCGGAGGCCGAGUACACUCUGCUGGCUCCCCUCAACGCUGCCUUCACUACUGAGAUGAUGUCCAUGGAUCAGAGGAUGUUCAAGCUCAUCCUGGAGAAUCACAUCUUGAAGAACAAGAUUGUCCUGGGACAGCUGUACAACGGCCAGAUGCUCGAGACCAUUGGAGGAAAAAUGCUGAGGGUAUUCAUCUAUCGCACAGCCGUGUGCAUUGAGAACUCCUGUAUGAUCAGGGGCAGUAAGGAAGGAAGCAAUGGAGCGCUUCACCUCAUGAGGACGUUUUUGAAACCAUCUGAAAAUAACAUCUUUGAGAUUCUGACAUCUAACGGAGGCUUCAAGAUCUUUUUGUCGCUGAUGGAAGCUGCAGGCUUGACCGAUCUGCUGAAACAGGAGGGAGACUUCACUAUGUUUGCCCCAAGUGAUAAGGCUUUCGCUUCUCUGAGCAGCAGCGAUUUGGAAUUGUUGAAGGGUGACAUAAAUGCACUCAGAACCAUCCUUCUGUAUCAUAUCAGCAACGGCGUCUACAUUGGUGGUGGUUUGGAGACUGGAGUGACAAACCUGCUCAAGUCUUUGCAGGGCAGCAAUCUCAGAUUGAUUUUUGCAAACAACACUGUACAAGUGAAUUCUGUCCAAGUCCCCGACUCUGAUAUCAUGGCCACAAACGGAGUGGUUCAUUUUGUCAACCAAGUCUUGUAUCCCGGAGAUAUCCCAGUUGGAAGCCAGGAUUUUAUGAUGCUACUGAAGAGGCUCAUUAGCUACAUGCAAAUCAAGUACAUUUCUGGAUUCAAAUACCAGGAAAUUCCCCUCACAUUCAUGAAAAGGAUCGUUACUCGUGUCGUCGAGGCAGCUCCUGAAGUUACCAAAGUGACCAGAGUUAUUGAGAGCAAACCAAGUGUCACCAAGGUUACUAGGGUUAUUGAAGCAAAGCCCUCCGUGACCAAGGUCACAAGAGUAAUCGAGAAUAACCCAACCCUCACCAAAGUCACCAGGAUUGUCUCAGGCGGCCCUCAGUACUCAGUCAGCAGUGGCAGCACCAACAUCGCAAUGGAAGAAUUCACUGGCAUUGAAGGCAACGCCGGUCUGGACAGUGAGAGACUUACCAAAAUCAUGGAAGAGAGUUCUACAAGAAGAACUGGCUCCCGCAGAGUUAUAGCUGGCAACAGGAGGAGAGUUAGUCAAUGAGCGUGGACGGAUGAGAAUAUCGACCUUGUGAAGGCAGAGAGAGACUCCAGACCCAGAGGUUGAGACUUGUGUGUCAGUACAGCGGAUACACGGAAAAUGUCAGUGAUUUCAAAACAUACUGUAAAAAAGUAUGAGCCGAACUGACGAAAAAAUAAAACUAUUCUCAUAAACAA